Messenger RNA from Phymastichus coffea, 5391 nucleotides. It is a transcript of the gene Rab3, whose product is annotated as ras-related protein Rab-3. The transcript has 4 exons. Bases 902 to 1570 code for a protein of 222 amino acids. Lineage: Eukaryota; Metazoa; Arthropoda; Insecta; Hymenoptera; Eulophidae. Gene Ontology annotation, cellular component: synaptic vesicle; plasma membrane; endosome. Gene Ontology annotation, molecular function: GTP binding; GTPase activity. The record is from RefSeq and is a predicted model, not a curated record. Gene Ontology annotation, biological process: regulation of exocytosis; protein secretion; protein localization to plasma membrane.
UGAAGUGGGAAAGGUGUGAAUUGAAAUAUAACGGAACGCAGUGGAAAGAAGUAUACGGUAGAAUAGGUUCAAGGGUAAAAAUCAACAUGUAGGUAAGAUGGAUAAUGAAUCUUAUCGAGAGCAAACGCAGAGCAUUGGGGAAGCUGUCGAGAGCUGCAACUAGUACAUAGUACGAGAGGUGCUGUAAUACGCUUUGCCUUCGGCCUCGAGAAUUCAGCCAGCAAGCUUCGAUAGCCGCCGAGCGAAGCGCGCGCGCGUACACGCUGGUAUAUUGAUGCGCAAAGCGUGGAUGUCGGCGCAGGCGCCACGUCGUUAUCAGGUUCUCUUGCUCGCUCUUUCGCGCCCCCAGCGCUGAUUAGCUUCGUCUCUCUGUCUCACUGUCUGCCUCGGUCUAUCACGGCCCAGUGGAAAAACGGUCGAUAUUUUAGGUAUGGCGGAGGCCAACGGUGGCGCGGGCGUCUCAUUGCUGCGCGGCGAUCCAGCAGCUUGUCCGUGAGCCGUCAACUCGACGAGGCCAGUGCGAGAGUGAGAGUCGUCGCUUCGGUCUUACCUCCGGGGCAGGUCCGCCUCUCCAGCAGUACCUUCAGAGAAGGCGUCUCGCGAUUCUAGGGCCCGCUCGAUCGGCCGAUACAUAGACACUCUCUGUCUACGCACCUAGGUGCACACUUCGGUACACCCUCCCACACUGACUCACGUAUACGCGCGCGCAUCGACGCGCAGUCUCACCACCACCAUCACCACCACCACUCACAGUCGAGCUCGCUUCUUGUCCGCAACAGUCUUUUCGGGCUUUGUCAGCGUGCGAGUCGACUCCAGUGAAGAUUUCAAGUGCUAAUUGCAGUGUAUCUGGCCCUCCUUCGUCCAGUCAACGUCGACCCGUUGACCCCCUCACCUCAACAAGAUGGCUGGCCAAGAUCCAAAAUGGCAGAAGGAUGCGUCGGAUCAAAAUUUUGACUACAUGUUUAAAUUGUUAAUAAUUGGUAACUCAUCAGUGGGCAAGACUUCGUUCCUGUUUCGCUAUGCCGACGACUCUUUCACGUCGGCCUUCGUCUCAACUGUGGGAAUUGACUUUAAGGUGAAGACGGUGUUCAGGAAUGACAAGAGGGUCAAGCUGCAAAUCUGGGAUACGGCAGGUCAAGAGAGAUAUAGGACCAUCACAACGGCCUACUACAGAGGAGCAAUGGGCUUCAUAUUGAUGUACGAUAUUACCAAUGAAGAGUCCUUCAAUUCGGUUCAAGAUUGGCUUACACAGAUCAAAACUUACUCGUGGGACAAUGCUCAAAUCAUCCUCGUCGGCAACAAAUGUGACAUGGAAGACGAGCGAGUGAUUAGUUUCGAACGGGGCAAACAGUUAGCUGAACAUCUCAAAGUUCAAUUUUUUGAGACGUCAGCGAAAGAAAAUACUAAUGUCAAGGCGGUAUUUGAGACUCUAGUGGACAUAAUUUGCGACAAGAUGAGCGAGUCCCUGGACAACGACCCCACUUUAAUGGCAGGUGGAGCUGGACAGAACAAGGGUCAGCGACUGACCGAUCAGCCGACCAACCCCACGGAUACCAACUGCAACUGCUAAGAGUCGCACCUGAACGAUGAGAAGCAGCUAGCCUCUCCGUUUCAAACGAAAUGGCUCUCUAUAGCAAGUCAAACCUCUUCGCCGUUCCUUCCUUACUACGUUCGUCCAUUUUAUUUUCUGAAUUUUGUUUUCUUUCCGAUGGAUUGUUCAUAUCAUUUUGUUCGGAUAGAUAGAGACAAAAUGAUCAAAGAUGGACGAGUUUUCGCUUCGACGGUUGCUCGAGCGUAAACGCUCUAGGGACUUGAUCAUUUCAGGUCGAUACUUCGACUUUCAUUUUGUUUUCAUUUUGCUUUUCAAACGCAAUGCGUUCAAAACCCGGACUACGCUUUGACUCGACGCGACAAACAAUAUUUAUAUAUUAAUUGGCCUGUUUCUCACUGUACCAAUGACGUGUGCGAAAAAAGUAUGUCAAUAUUACAAGUAAAUUAAACGUUGUUUGAUAACUUGUCAAGUGUGCAAACAAAAAAUCAUCUCUUCCAAAGAUAACAUAGAAAUGCUCGGAUUACCUAACUGCAAUGUAAGGAAUGCAUUGGAUCUCGCGUUCAAUGAUACGAUGUGUUCUCGUUUCAAAGGAAUUUAAUUAUUGUUUUGGUUAUCAAGCCCUAUGCUUUUUUUCAAUUGAAUUCAACUAUGUGGCAUUUUCAUUGUAAGCUUACAAUAUGUGCUGACAAUGGAAAAGCGCCAUUCGUCAAUGCAUUAAGACUGUAUAGGAUAGAGAAGAAUAUCUUUGAAUUUGAAUUAUGGUACAUUGUUUAAAAGCUGUUAUACGAAGAUUUUUAUUUAGUCGGAAAUUAGUUCUCCUUAUAAUUUUAAUGGCGUUAAAUUCUAACAUACUGCAACGAAUUAUCAUUGAUGGGAUGCGUAACGCUUAUCACCAUCGUGUGUUUGAAUGAUUUUUGUUAUCAUAAAACGCUUAUCUGCUCCAUCCUUCAAUCUUUCAGCUUGAUUGAAUCGGCGUAAUGCAUUCAAGUUUUAUAAUAACAGUAAUCAUUCUUUCAACUAAUUUUCUCUGCACAAUGUAAUUUCGCGUAAAGUUGGUGUAAUGCAUUAUUGUGUAAAAGAACCAAGCGAGCGCUCGAGCAUCCGCAGUUAUGUUUUGUAAGAUUAUGUGUUGGCUGAAGUAAUAUGGACCGCGUCCAUGAGGCGUCAUGUAUCAUGUGAAUGUCUAAAAAUACAUUUGACAUAUGUUCAAAAAAUACAUACACUAAUCGUGUACUAUCUUUACAUAAUUACGACAAAUUACGUGAACAUGUACCAUCUAUUGAAGCAGCGUGUCUAUAAACAUUCGUAAACCUAAUUUUUAUUCAUUACGACAGUUCUUAUGUAUCAAGAAUGUCGGGAACAGCUUUUUGCUACCUAUUAUUUACUCGAAACAAACACGAAUUCAUUUUAAUUCAACAGUCUUCUAUGUUUCAUCAAGCUAAAUACAUUUUUCAUUCAUUCAGUUUGAAACCAUUCAAUGUGCAAAUGCGUUGAAAAUAUAAAUAGUAGAUUAAAUGUUUUAAAAGACGUAGAAUAUUAAGAAUAGCGGAAAGUACAGAAAUGAAAUUUUAUCAUAUUAUUACAUUUUUAUUUCUUUCUUUAUUCAGCAAUCAUUUUUAUAGCCAAAGCUUGUCUGAGUAAUGCAAUUGAUGAUCUAUCUUAUGAUUCUAGGUUUUAUUUAUAUAAAUUUUCUUGACUAUCUAUUUUUUAACAAAAAGCUGUGUAUUUAAAUUUCCAAAAAUAUGGUUCUCAGUAAAGUAAUGCAAAAUUGAUAACAUUUGGAAAAUCAUCUUGAAGCUACACAUUGAAGCAUACUCAUACUAAGAGCAAAAAUUAUAGUCACUUGAGUUGUAGUGAUACAAAUUCUAAUAUUUUACAAGUUAUUAACUGCAAAAUAAUUAAAAAAGUUUUGCUAUUCAAAGUUGAUCAAGCCAUAAAAUCCAUCAAGUUCGAAUUUAUUAUAUCUAAUUAAAUUUUUUCCUUAAUUGUGCAUUUAUAUAUAUUGAUUAUUUUCAUAAUUUAUAUGGACAAAUUAUCAGAGUUGCUAUUUAUUAUUAGAUUUUUUUAAACUGUAUGUCAUCUUUCGGGAUAUUUUAGAAUAUUAUUACAUUUUGUAUGAAAAUGGAAGCUGCCAUCGAUCAUAUAAAAUAAGCUUCAGUCGUUCAAUGGCUCGAUCUAUAUCGUCGUCUCUCAAAAACACGUAAUUUUCUGAAAUGACUAGUAAAAUUUAGAAAAAUAUCGAAAUUUCUAUAUUGAGUUUUGAUCAUCAACAAAAAAUCAUAAAUGGAAUAAGUUUUAUAUAGCACACUCAAGUUUUUUUGGCAUUUUGAAUUAAAACGGUAUUUGUGUAAAAUUUUGUAGUAUUGUUGAAAAUAACCACUUUGUUAUAUUCAGACGAUGAUUUGCGCAAGAAUUACGUCAAUUAUGGCGAACAAAAAACAUCAAAGUAAGAGAUCACGGCGCUAAAUCGUGUCCGCAUUAGUACUUCAGCUACCACAGUGUUAUAAUUAAUAUAACUAUACGGGCAAGCUGCCAAUUGUACAUAUACAAAAAAACUAUAUUAUUGAUUCUGUAAUGAAGUGUAAUGUACGCGUUAUUCAUUCAUGUGACUUAUAAAGAAAAAAUAAAUGAAUGGGGACCUAUUCUUCACCAAGCAGAAUAGUAACCAAGUUAUUAAAAAUUUAGUGAAACAUGUAUUCACCCUCACCAUUCUUCUUAUGUUACUUAUUACAAUUUAACGUCAACUAUUUGUCCCUAAUCAUUUCAAAUAAUUUUUUGUAAAUUAUUUAUCCUUUAUUUUAUUUGAUAGAAAUUAUUUGUUUCCAUGUGAUUUUUGAUGCAAAGAUAUCAAAGUUAGACGAUUCAUUCAUUUUGAGUCUAAGAAAUCUUGAAGAAUGUUGAAAUAAAUUGAUUUUUAAUAAAUUCUUUUAUUAAUUAUAUUGACUUUUGAAGACUAGUAAUAUAUAUUAUACACUAUUUUUACUGAAGCAUAAAUUAGUAAAAGUACUAUUCAUAUAUAUGUCUAGCUUGAGGUAUGUAAGUAAAAAGAAUCAAGAUAGCACGUCGCAGAUACAUUAUUAAGGGCACAAAAGUCGUUUCUUGAUACUUGUAUGUAUGUAUGUAAUGUGUUAGCAGUCUUGUUAUCUGUCUAAUGUUAUAAAAUAAUUUAAAUAUUGAAUAUAUACUGUAACAACUUCUGCCGUAAAAAAUAUGAAAACAUGAACUAUUUUAAAUCGAAAAUAACAAUCCACGACGGGCGAAAACAAUGUAAAAUACUACUGUAACAUUUAAUCAUUUUCAAAAUACAAUUGAGCUAUAAACAAUGUUAAAAUUUUGUGUUAGCUAAUAUAUCAUGUAUACAUACACACAUCAUUAAAGGUAAUCAACUGUGUAAUUGAUUCAACAUGGAUAACAGGCGUAUAUGUACCUAUAUGCAUUUGCCAUAUUAUAUAUACAUAAUAGAAAAAACCGUUGUACGUAUGUUCAUUCAAAAACCUUCAAAGUCGUGUUAUUUUUAUUCUGAAAGAAUAACAGAAUUGUUUAUACAAAACUCUGAUUUUAUAAAAGACAAGCAAUGUACUAGCGUUGAGAUAAAAAAAAUAAGAUAAAUUAUAUACUUAAUCUUCAUUUUAGGGAUCGGUAUACGAGUGAUAUAUUAACAUUUAUGUCUACUUUAUAAAAUCUUUACUACUUUUCAUUGAUUAUUUCAUUGACUGAUUAUUAUAUAAGGCUAUGAGUUCUGAUUUGUAAAGGAUUUGAUGCAAGAUGUGGACAAACAUAAUAUAUUAUCUAAAGAUAUUUUUAAAAUCUUCAUUUUAUAUUGGAUAAAGUUAAUUGAA